Molecule: messenger RNA, 5309 nt
Organism: Oncorhynchus tshawytscha (Chinook salmon)
Lineage: Eukaryota; Metazoa; Chordata; Actinopteri; Salmoniformes; Salmonidae
Product: protein NYNRIN-like
Exons: 2
Coding region: 1688-3055 (455 amino acids)
Biological process (GO): DNA integration
Molecular function (GO): RNA-DNA hybrid ribonuclease activity; nucleic acid binding
Source: RefSeq, a predicted model, not a curated record
GUACUGCACGGUACUGUCUCUCCAAGCUAGUCGGAAGACUUCCAGUUUGGUGUGGCGCCAUUUCCGUUCCAAUUUUCUGGAAGCUUGCUUCAGAGCUCGGGUAAAACCCUGUCAGAAUAUGGUAGUUCAGACUGAGGAAGGAGAAAAGAAGGGGAAAGACGAAACAGUGAGAAGGAAUAGGAAGGAUGAUGAUGACAGAGACUUUCCCCCUCCCUACUGUACUCCUCAAACUCUCUACCCAGUGUUGCCGGACCUCCCUCCUCCUCAGGCGCCUCUUGCGGAUCCGCUGGAUGCAAGACCACUACAACCUGCAACCCCACCCCCUGUCUCUCCCAACACCACGGUGAUUGAUCGUCUGGCACGGAGCCUGGCUGAAGUCCUGACAGGGUCUGGAGUGACUCCGGCCAGUCUCACUGGAGGCGCAGUGGGGGGAGUACGCCAGAAGGGAAAAAAAUCAACAAUCCUUUUCUCAAGGCUCCUCCACUCAGCUCCAGUGAGGAAAGUGAGGACGGAGGGGCACCCCAGCUGACUCCCCGGUUGAAGGACCGUCUACGGGCCAGGACGGAGAGGCGUGUCUCUACCCCUUCCCAUACGACCCAGCAUCAGACAUGUAUCAUCAAUACCCUCUGAUGGCCUGUCCUAACCCUCAGUCUGAGGGUAUUAGUGGGUCAGUACAAACCAUCUGCUGCUGAGAUAGCCCAUAUCUGUAAAAAGAAACUGGGACUCAGGUGGGUGGAUGUACAGGGACAGUUUGAUUGCAACUACCUGUGGGCUGAGAAUGGCGCAUAUCAGGACCAGAUAACGGCGCUGCUGGCCAGGAUUGUGGAGAUGUAUCCAACUAAGACUGACUGGACUGCUAUCAGAGAAUGCACUAUGAAGAAAGAUGAGGGCCUGGAGGCUUUCAGAAAGAGACUUGAGACCUGUUUCAGGCUACACAGCGGUAUCAGACCAAACGAACAUGCAUAUGGGGAUUUGCUGAAAGACGCCCUGGUGAGGGGUCUGACACCGGGCCUGGAGAAAGCUGUGAGGACUACCUGCAUCAGUUGGGAGACUGAGCCAUUAGCAACGGUGGUACAUCACUGCAAGCAUGCUGAGAGACAACAAAGUACUCAGAAGGAAGAAAAAAUAAAGGAAGAAAAAGUAAAGACACAGAAACUACAGGCUGCCCAGAUGACGUUUUACCAGGGAGCAGCCCCAGCAGGGACAGGACGAGGGGGUGGAGUGCGCAGGUGCUACAACUGUGGGAAGCCGGGUCAUUUUGCUGCUGACUGCUCUGAGCCAACGAAUCCACAGAGGAACAAAGACAGGGGCAGACCGAGAAGAGGGGCCCGAGAGGAGGGGGCAAGAAGAGGAGGAAAAGGAGCACAUGCAUGGACAGCCCCAUUCCAACAACAGCCGUGGCAGCCACCUCCCAAGCAAUGGCAGGUCGGGCCACCUCACGGGGUCCAGCAACAGCAACAGUGGGGACCACAAGGAGUCCCUCCAGGCAGAGGACAAACUGGAUCCUGGCAGAUGGGGCCGCCGGCACAGACGACCCUGUACAAUCAAGGACAGGGACAGGAGGAAGGAGUAUUGACAUGAUGAGAAGACAGGGACAGUUGUGCUAAAAUCCUAGAGCAACAAGAGCAUUUGUUUUUAAAGUGUCACACCUUUCCGAGAGUAGAGCCAACAGUGGAGGCUUGCGUCAAUGGCAAAGACGGCCCAUCUAACACCAGCUCGACUGCUCCAUUAUCAGAAUGUUCUUCUGACAAUGUGUCAUGUGACCCUGAAGAGGUGCACUGUGUUAAAUCCUGCUACUUUGUUGCCCACCGACGAUGAUGGAGAGCCUCACGACUGUGCUGAACUGUUGGAGCUUGUCUCUAAACCAAGGUCGGAUUUAACUGAUGUUCCUUUGCAAAAUGCACAUUUGGAACUGUUUGUAGAUGGCUCUGCUCAGCGUUCUGAGAAAGGAGAACCAUUGGUUGCGUAUGUGGUUACUACUGCCUCAACCACACUGGAAAGUGCUAAAUUACCCUCCCAACUUUCUGCUCAAGCAGCAGAACUCUUUGCACUCACUAGAGCUUGCAUAUUAGCUAAAGGCCAGUCUGCUACAAUCUAUACAGAUAGCAGAUAUGCCUUUGGUGUGGUACAUGAUUUUGGUACUCUGUGGAAACAGCGCGGCUUCCUGACCUCCUCUGGUAAGGCGAUCUCUCAUUCAAAACUUGUUGAUAACUUGCUAAAAGCUAUUUUUCUCCCUUCUGAAAUUGCUGUUUGUAAGUGCCUUGCUCAUGCUAACUCUUCUGACCCUGUCUCCAAAGGUAAUGCUAUGGCUGACUUGGCAGCUAAGGCAGCAGCUGUCUCCUUGGAGGCGCCUAUGUUACAGAUGGUUUUACUUCCUGAUAGUAACCUCUUCUCUCCCACUGAUAUCUCUGACUUGCAAUCCUCUGUAGGUCCUGUUGAGUUGAGGAAGUGGAAACAACUAUGUACAUAUGACCAGGUGCAGAAACUCUGGCUGGGCCCAGCUGGGCUACCAGUCUUACCAUGUUCAUGUUUCCCUUACUUAGCUAAGUUGUCACAUGGAAGGGUUCAUGUGUCAAAGGGGGGAGUUGUUGAUUUUGUAAAUACAUUUUGGUUUGCACCUGGGUUUUCUGUGUUUGCUGAACAAUUUUGUGCAAAAUGUGUGAUUUGUAUGACUAACAACAUGGGAAGAGGUAUUCCCAUUCCACUGUCGGCUCAUCCGACCCCUGAAGGACCAUUUGAACACAUAAUGAUGGAUUUUAUUGAACUCUCUCCUUGUCAAGGUUACAAAUAUUGUCUGGUGAUAGUGGAUGCCUUCUCCAAGUGGGUAGAGGCAUUCCCAUGUCGACAUUCCACUGCUAUGGCAGUAGCCAGGAAUCUCCUUAGGGAGAUCAUCCCAAGGUGGGGGUUACCAUCUAAAUUAACCAGCGACAAUGGCUCCCACUUUGUAAACCUGGUGAUACAGAACUUGUCUGAGAGUCUGCAGAUAGACCUCAGGACCCAUUGUAGCUAUAGGCCGCAAUCCGGUGGUUUAAUUGAACGCGCUAAACAAAUCUAAGAUGGUGAAGCUUAUGGCAGAGACGGGGCUUUCUUGGGUCACUGUGAUCCCCCUGGCUCUGAUGUACAUGCGAGGGAGGCCCCACAGAACCACUGGAUUGGCUCCUCAUGAGGUUCUGACAGGUAAACCAAUGAGGAUGAUUAAUUCUCCCUUCCCACAGAACAAGCUGACACUGAUGGGCUGUGACGAUGACAUGGUAAGUUAUUGUACUGCUCUUAACAAUGUUCUGAAGGCUAUUUUCCCCAGGGUGAAAGCGGCUCUACCACAGCACCUGGUGGGGAUCCUGCACAAACUGCAACCAGGUGACUGGGUGGUGGUGAAAGACCUGAGACGAAAGCAUUGGAACCAGCAGAGGUGGACUGUACCAUACCAGGUGAUGCUGAUUACCCCCACUGCUGUUCGCGUAGCUGAGAGGUCUACUUGGAUCCACGCCAAUCACUGCAGGAAGGUGCCAUACUGCCCACCAGACCCUGAGGAUGGAGGACCAGAGACCCCGGAAGUCACCGACUAGAUGGGAGGAUCAGGCCCAGACUUUACGCAUAAUGUUUUUUGCUCUGGUCUUGAGCAUUCUCAUUACAGUUGCCAUAUGGACAAUGACUCAAGGACAACCGGUCCUGGAAAGACCACAUGGUACGGACUCGACUGAUAACCAUUCAGUCCCACUGCGACCCUUAAAUAAUACCCACUCCAGCUCGAGCCAACGGCAGGCUCAGGACAGGAGUCCAGCAAACAAUAGCCGCUCCCAUAUCGAAAGAAGAAGAAGGUCGAUGCAUCCACUGGAUGAGCAUCACAGUAGGAAUCACGAGGGAAACACUUGGUGGUCACUGCUUAACUAUACAGUAAAGACUGAACUGAUGUUAGGAAAUACCUCCUGUUAUGUAUGUAGCUUGUUUCCACAUUCAGCGAUCUCCCCAUUCUUACAGUAUUCAGUAGAGGUCAGCAUUAAAGACACUCUAUGUGCACUAGAGGCGCUCUUGUCCAAUGAGAACACAGGGGGUCAACCUUCACUAGGUAGAACACUGAGGGAUAAAUGCAUUAAUGGUAAUUUGUCAUCAACAAAAGAUUUACGGGGGGGAUUUGAUUGUUCACAUUGGUGUAGUAGAAUAAUCUUAGAACCUAGAUCCCGUGUACCAGAACCUAUUCAAGUCCAACCCCGGCGAACCCCAUUUAGGACCUGUCAUUGUCACAAUCCAAGCAAUAUUUCCAUACCACAAUUGAAUGAAUCCUAUCUGGGAAUGUCAACAUGUGUCAAUUAUAGUGUUUUCCAAUAGGAUAUAGCUGGAAGAAGGGAACAUGCAGCUCUGGAUACCCCAUUAGACUGAGGGUGGGACACACCAUUAUUGAUGCUGAAAUUGACAAUCGUUCUCCUCAUCAAUUUGGCUAGGCAACAUUUACUGAUCAUUUUUGGAUUUGUGGUGAUAAAGCUUAUCUCUACCUACCCACAAAUUGGACAGGGUGCUGUAUUUUUGGUAAACUAAACAUCUCCCUUGUGGUAAUGCAUAAAACUAAUUCCUCAAUUCCAAGCAGGUUAAGACUAAUUAAGAGGGACAUCUCGCAAUACAAUAAUGUCCCUAGUGACUCUCGACGAUCCUCGAAAUUGGAAAAGUUCUGGCGUGGUUUAAUCCCCUGGUAUGGGGCAUCGGAGAAUGCACAUGAGUUGGAUAGGCCAGGAUAUCAUUUGGAAUCCCUGGUAAAUUUGACCACUGAAGGGUUUUCUAUGAUAAGACCAGAAUUACAAGCCACUCAACUCAUGGCAACACAAAAUAGGGUAGCACUUGACAUGUUGCUAGCACGUGAAGGAGGGUUGUGUCAAAUUAUAGGAGAUCACUGUUGUACAUUUAUACCCCAGGGAGAUGACAAUUUGACUAUUGUAGUAGAACAUUUGAAAGAGCUUAGGGGUGUUCUCGAAAGGGAACACCAGCCUGACAUCAACUGGAAUCCGUUAGGAUGGGUUCAGUCAAUGUUUGGUGUUUGGGCUGCGACCAUUUUCCACUGGUUCAUCUAUGGUCUAAUAUUACUGAUUGCUCUGUUGCUAAUUAUCAUUUGUGUGAAGAAAUUGUUUAAUAAAGUGGUUGAUGUUGUUCUUACUAUGCCCUUGCUUGCAAAUGCAGUAGGUGUAGAUGAGAAAUCUGAGAUUGAUGGACAACAAUCAAAUCAAAUCAAAUUUAUUUAUAUAGCCCUUCGUACAUCAGCUGAUAUCUCAAAGUGCUGUACAGAAACCCAGCCUAAAACCCCAAACAGCAAGCAAUGCAGG